Penicillium vulpinum is the source of this 3852-nucleotide messenger RNA. Its product is annotated as EF hand domain protein. Gene Ontology annotation, biological process: endocytosis; endosomal transport. Lineage: Eukaryota; Fungi; Ascomycota; Eurotiomycetes; Eurotiales; Aspergillaceae. The coding region runs from base 1 to 3852 and encodes 1283 amino acids. The transcript has 5 exons. Gene Ontology annotation, cellular component: plasma membrane; cytoplasm. Gene Ontology annotation, molecular function: protein binding; calcium ion binding. The record is from RefSeq and is a predicted model, not a curated record.
AUGCGCAACCCAGCGGAACUGACGGAUCACAAUCUUCCAGCACAACGACACCCGAAUCUCCACCUCACCCCGGAAGAGAAGCGCGUUUUCUUCCAGCUUUUUCAGGCUGCUGAUACCACUAACCUUGGCGUCAUCACUGGUGAAAUUGCCGUUCCAUUCUUUGAGAAGACUCACCUAUCCCCGGAUACCCUCGGCCUGAUAUGGCAAAUUGCGGAUAAAGAGAACAGGGGUCUCCUAACCCCGUCUGGCUUCGGUAUUGUUCUGCGCUUAAUUGGACAUGCUCAAGCUGGCCGUGCACCCUCCGACGAAUUGGCUUUGCAAUCUGGCCCUCUGCCUCGUUUUGACGGAAUUGUGGUUGACACAACGGCAAGCAUCCCGGAAUCAGGAGCCAAAAGCCCUCCACCUGGAGCCAAUGGACCUAUUCGUGUUCCUCCACUUCAGCCGGAUGACGCUAACAAAUUCGUUUCGCUGUUCGAGAAGUCGGACGUCAAGAAUGGGAUGAUCUCAGGGGAAAUCGCAAAACAGAUCUUCGAACGCGCCCGGCUCCCAAAUGAGGUUUUGGGUCGUAUCUGGUUUUUGGCUGACACCAAGCAGCGAGGUGCCUUGGAUGCCACCGAAUUCACGAUUGCCAUGCAUCUCCUGACGUCAUAUAAAUCCGGUGCCUUGCGCAACAUUCCAGCGACACUCCCGCCUGGUUUGUAUGAGGCGGCAGCUCGAAGGGGACCCGCACGGGCGUCUUUCACGUCGAGACCCGAUGUACCCCCCGUCCCGGCCAUGCCCCAGCAAUUUACUGGUCCUCAGCGAACUGCAAGCCCUCUGAGCCAAGCCAAUCGCUCAGCCUUUGGCUCUCUUUCCGCCCAGGCCACCGGGAAUGACUGGUUGAUUACCCCGCAAGAGAAGGCCCAGUUUGAUAGCAUUUUUGAGACUGUUGAUACAGCCAAGUUAGGACUCAUUACCGGAGACCAAGCUGUCGCUUUCUUCAUGAAGGCCCAGCUUCCUGAAGAAACGCUUGCUCAAAUCUGGGACCUUGCGGAUAUCGACGCAGACGGCCAGCUAAGCCGGGAAGAAUUUGCUGUGGCUAUGUACUUGGUGAGAAUGCAGCGUAGCGGCAAGGAGCCGCUCCCACAAGUAGUCCCGCGCGCGCUCAUCCCGCCCAACAUGCGUCGCCAAGUCCCCGCACCAAUGGCAGUCCCCACUCCUCCCCCGGCCCCCGCCCCCGCUGUGCGGUCAGCUGCAGAUGAUCUGUUCGGUCUCGACUCACCCGCGCCGCCAUUCACCCAGCCCCAGAUACCUCAGUCUACUGGAGGCUCCAAUAAUGCUUUCCAAACCCCAGGCUCGCCUUCCUCUAGGGCAUCUCCUCAGACAGCAUCGCACACCUUCAAGCCUUUUGUUCCAACUUCUACCUUCGGCCAGAGCUUGCAGCCACAGAUCACUGGUGCAUCAGCGGGACCUCCGACAGCGGUUCGCUCCCCCCCGCCUCCAUCAGAUGAUCUCCUUGGUGACAAUGAUCCUGAAGAAUCAAACAAAUUGACGAAUGAGACUACGGAACUCGCGAACUUGUCCAACCAAAUCGGUUCUCUGGCCAAGGAAAUGCAUACCGUGCAGGAGAAGAGGACCACUGCCGAACAAAAUAUUACGCAAACUUCGCAACAAAAACGUGACUUUGAGGCACGUCUUGCCCAAGCACGGUCAAUGUAUGAGCAAGAGGUUACCAAUUUCAAGGCACUUGAGGAGCGCCUCAAGUCAUCUAAGGCAGAGACGCAGAAACUACAACAGCAAUACGCAUUGCUGGAAGCCACCCGCCAGGAUCUGCAAAACCAAUACGCGCAAGUUUCGACAGCCUUGGCUACCGAUGAGCAGGAGAAUGCCAGCCUGAAAGAGAAGAUCCGCCAGGCCAAUGCCGAAGUUGCCCAGCUUAAGCCGACGCUAGAGAAGGCGCGAUCUAGUGCGCGCCAACAGAAGGGCCUUGUUGCCAUUAACAAAAAGCAAUUAGUUACUGUCGAAGGCGAACGGGACAAGCUCCAGGGUGAAAUUGACGGUCUGGCUAGUGAGACUCCACAGUAUUCCGAGGAGUCUGCGACACCGGCUGGCAGUGUGCCCGAGGUCAUAAGCCCUGCUGCCUCUACGGCAAGCCAAAACACAAACCCUUUCUUCCGUCGAACAGGCAGCUCGAGUGAACAAGCUCGAUCCCCUGAUGUCUCGAAUGAUCAGCAGAGAGCAUUUGACAGUCUCUUCGGACAGUCAUUCGCAGCUGCCCCUGCUGCCGGACCACCACCCACUUCGUUCCGCGCCGAGUCGCCACAAGUUGCGGUCACAUCUCCUGUUACAUCUGCUGUCACGACCCCAUCAGUCUCUCCUCCCCCUGGCUCUUUGCCUGGCGCAUUCCCUGCUGGGCCCUUCUCUGAGCCACCGCCUCCGAGCCAGUCCCGACAACUGACUCCGAACUUCCUGCAGUUCAACGAUAAUCAGUCCGUAACUUCUUCUACUAUGGUUUCGCCUCCUGCUAGUCGAUUCGGCGGCCCUGAGCCCUCUGGAUUCGAUGCACUUUCUCAGGCGGCUACCAGUGACUAUGGACCUACAUCAGUGGCGGAAUCUAGCGACUACAGUCGUGCACUAACCUCGACUAUUGGAGGUACCCUGGCACGUUCUCCAUUUGAGGAAGAAGGACAGGAUGCCUCGGCCAAGUUCCCCGAGGUCCCAGCCGCAACUGCUCAGCAGCCGGAACCUGUGACAUCCCCUAUUGUCAAUGAGAGCCAGGUCGAAGACAACAAAGACUUGAGCUUCGACGAGCUGUUUGGUAGCAAGGCACACAAACGGUCGGAAUCUCAGCAAGGUAACGAUUUCGAGGAGGCAUUUGCUUCUAUGAAGCCUGUAGCUGGAGCUGGGCAGACAAAUGGUGCUACAUCAGCUGCUGCAUCCGAAUUCCCCCCAAUUCAAGAGCUACACCACGACGAAGAUGAAGAUGAGAGCUCUGACGACGAGGGUGCGUUUGGAUUCGAUGACAAUUUCACACCUCCCGCGCCAAAUGCCAAAAAGGAGACCCAGCAGGAUUCCAUCGACGCUGCCCAAUUGGCUGCUUUCCCUGUCCCGGGAAACUCAAACAAACCCCCGUCCCCUGGGGCACAACAAAGCCCUCCAGGAUAUGAAGCCUCCAAAGAAGAUAACCUUCAUCUUCCUCCUAAAUUUGAUGGCCUUUUGCCGGAGCGUGCUGAUCCUACCGUCGCACCGGAUGCGCCUCAUUCAGUGGAGCACACCACUGGGGCGCCAGUUGUAAGCAAUGAGACCCAACGGGAUUCUCUCUCGGAUGCUGCCAUCCCUUCUGGUGGAGCGAAGGUGGGAGGACCUGAUUUUGAGGCAGCUUUCGCGGGAAUGAACCUUGCACCCGCAGCCGAAGCAGAUGACGAUGACGACGACGAGCCACAGAGCUACGAAGCCAAGAACACAACUGACUUUGAUUUCUCUUUCGACUCUCCGUCCCAGAAGCAGCAGGCUGUCUCCGGUGCCGAUGCUUCUCAAUCUAACUCUCAGUUCUUUGCUUUCGACAACAACGUCCAUGCAGCUGCCGCCCCGCCUGUCGGAUCACCUAAGGAGGGAGAACCAAAGCCGGCUUCCAACGAAUGGGAUGCGCUCUUUGCGCCUCUUGAUAACUCCAAGCCCCACACUGGCGAAGACUCGAACGGAGCGACAUCGAAGCAGCCUGGAUGGGCUCUGGACAACGACACUGGUGAAGAUGACCUGAUCCUUAAGCGGUUGACCGGUAUGGGCUUCACACGGGAUGACUCCUUAGAUGCCUUGGAGAAGUUUGACUACAACCUUGACAAGGCUGCGGACUACCUGACUUCAAAGACUUGA